Molecule: messenger RNA, 2131 nt
Organism: Caenorhabditis auriculariae
Lineage: Eukaryota; Metazoa; Nematoda; Chromadorea; Rhabditida; Rhabditidae
Source: the annotation of a GenBank genome assembly
AUGCCGAAAAUCCUACGUCGGGCUCUAUCUUUCUGGCGAGAUAAUGAGCCGAUCGGAGAAAAGAAGCGGUCAGUCGCGUACAAGUUAGCCUCCUUUGUCUGAGCCUGACCUGCUAAUCUCCUUGUACGCCUUCUUCGGAUCCACCCGACGACGCAAUCCCGCGCAAAUUGCUUGUCAUUUGCACACGGCUCGUCUUAGACAACCGGGAUUACCUGUCAGCCGCACGACCUCUAAGCUUCUUCUUCUUCGAGCUUCUUCUUGAGGCUUCUUUCUCGAAGCGUCUCUUCCAGGAUCCUUUUAUGAGCUUUAUCUUUGAAGCCAUUUCGCUCUGCUGGUUAUUCUACAAAGUUAAAAAUAGAUUUAGAUUUUCACAGUUACGAACACUAUGAAUGACUGAAAUUCAAAUUUCUGCGAAUAAAUUUUUCAAAAAAGACUUUUUGGUAACUUUUCAACGGUUCUAUAUAUACUUGAAAUGUUGAUGGGCAUGCUUAGGGACCGCAAGCCAUUUCUUCAGAACGAUUCAAAAAAUAUGUUUUUCACAUUGUUCGAUAGAGGAGAAUGUCCAUUUUCAUAAUCCGUUUAGUUUUUGAAAAAAGCUCCACUAAGAAAAAAGUUAUGGCCAAAAAACGAGCGCGCGCGGCGUACAACUGGAGGCAAAAUCUCACGGUUUACCCGCCGCCGCACGCUUUCUUUUUAAAUGUUUUUGCGCGUUUCUGGACCGUUUUUAAAUCGGUUUUCUGUUCUGAGAGGUUGUCCGAACUGAGCCUCAUGUUUUGGUAUGAAUCUUUUGUACAAUCCUCAUAAGAAUUUUUGAUAAAAUAUCAAAAAAACUACUUAGAAAAAGGUCAGAAGGAAUUUUCAGCUUAUUUUUCUUUUCUCUACUCAGAAAAAUUAUUAUCAUUCGAUUUGGAAAAAAGAAAAAAUGAAAAAUAAUGUUAAUUCGAAAUAAAACAGGAAAAAGUGCAAUUUGACUCCGAAAACCGGCUCCUGCGACAUUUAAAAGGGCGCAUCGGUGUGUUUGACGCAAACACUGCUACGGACACUUGCACGAAAUCUUCCGAAAUUUCAAAAAAAAUUGCUAUUUUUUCGAGGUUUUCAAAGCCGUUAUUUUUUUCGCGUCGAUCGAUUUUUUUCAUAAUUUUUUCAUUGGUAGAGUUUUGAACGCUUAAUAACAUAAUCAAAAAGUAUAGACGCGAUCCUAAUCUCUCAUUCGUCAACGAGGCAGGCGAAAAAAGGAGGUUUUGGUAAAUCUCAAAUAUAAUUUGAUUCGCUGUCCCAAUAAUUAUUUUCAUUUUGAAUUUUUGUUUGUGAGCACAUUGUGAGUUUUUAAAUCAAAUAAAAAGUAUACCUUGUCGCUGAAAUUUUUUCGCAUUUCAGCUUCAAAGUUUGGUGUCACUUUACAAGCUUUAAUAUUUUUCGCGUCGGUAGAUUUUUUUCAUUUUCACUCAAAAAAAUAAAGAAAGUGUUAAUGUAUAACUAACUCAAAGUUCGGAAGCGUUCCUCACUUGGUUUUCUGAAACGCGACGAUUUUGUGAAACUUGUCAGUUUUUUUCGUGUUAAAUCUUACUUUUUCGCUUAUUUUUGAAAAAUACAUAGUUUUUAAAAUAUUCAGUCUUGUAGAGCGUUGUCGAUUACAUAGAUUAAGAGAAACAGUUAAUUUUUAAAGUGGGACUUUAGCUAGUAUAAACGCCUCAAAACCGUUUUUGCAACAAAAAAAUCGUCAUUUUGGUGGCGUGAAGGGGCGGGGCUUUGCGCCCCCUAGGCAUGCUAAGAUAUCUCACUUUACUCCGAAACCCUUCUGAAUGACAUUCUUCGGAGGGAAAAUACGGAUGAAACGGCAGGAAAGAAGGACGAAGAGGGCGGCUUGUUGGUUCAUCUGCUCGGAAGCCAAACAAGCCGACUGUCGAACAACUUGCACAUCUUAUUUCGCUCGAUCAUCGUCGCCUUUUCUUUGCGCAGUCUAUCAUCCAUCCUCGUGUCACUCGACUACCGUAGUCCUCCACCCUCUGAAUUUUUGAUGACGAUCCGCUCGCCACUACAAGCGGCCAACUAUGCUAAUCCGGCGGAUCGCCUGAUUACCAGAGCCGCGGACCGUGCCGACUGUGCAGCCGAGCAUGAUCCAAUCCACUGA